This is a messenger RNA of Cylindrotheca closterium, 1260 nucleotides long. The record is from the annotation of a GenBank genome assembly. Lineage: Eukaryota; Bacillariophyta; Bacillariophyceae; Bacillariales; Bacillariaceae.
AUGUCAUCAGCCCUUCAGAGUACGGACAGCAUAUCGGCACCGGCCUUGACGGUCCGAUCGUCGCCUUUCAACACCGCCGCGCGAAAAAUCACUGUAAAAGAAAACAAGAGUGCUGCGAAACAACAGCUGAAGAAUAAUGCAACUUCAACAGUUGCUUCAUCUUCAGCGGCAGUUGACGAGUAUUGUCAACCCCCAAAUCGAGACGCUAUGAUUGCCCGGGCUGCCGUCUUACGGCAAUCCAUUCUGAAGCAGCAAAUUGAAUUGCAACAACUGGAACGGGACAUUUUGUGUGUCACAUCGGCAUCCAACGAAUCCAACGCCUUUUUGAAUCACCCAUUGGAAUUGUUGGCACGGACCACCUAUCAGGCACGGGACACCUUUUUGCACUCUAGUUCGGUAUUGAAACGAAAACUUCAACGGGUCCAAGGCAAGAUUGGUCGGAACAACCAAAAAUAUAAAGGUUCGGUCGAGCAAUACGUCGCCACACAAACCGUCAGUGGGGCUCGGAUUUUGACCAAUUUGGCCUUGCAUCCCGAUCGACUGGCCUAUUUGGUGGAUCCCAAUACGGCGGCUUUGGUCCCUCAUUUGCCGGCGAUUUAUUCCCGAUUGGACAAGCUUGAACCUCACGUGGCAACGAUUUUGGAAAAGGUGCUCAACAAGAAACAACAUUUGAAUUCCAUCGAACCGUAUUUGGGACAAAUCCUCGAACGUUUUGAUGACAUCGAACCACACUUUCCCUGGAUUCUCAGGAAUAUUGAUGUGCUGGCACCCUACACAGGCUUGCUGCUGAAACAUAUUGACGAAUUGCUACUCUAUGCCGAAUGCGAAGAUGACGGCAGCGGCGUCAUUAGUUGUGAGGAUCAGUAUGAGCUGGCAGAACAGCUCUUGCCGUAUUUGGAAUUUUAUGUCUCGCGUUUGGAUUUGGUAGGACCGCAUUUGCCACUCUUGAGGCCUCACAUUCCAAAACUGUUGAAACACAACCGAAUUGCCAAGGUGACACCGCACAUUGACCGUCUCUUUGCCCGGGGAUAUCUUAAUUUGGGCACUAGCGCCAAUCUCGAUAUUUUGCUCUUUUGGGUGGGAUGGACACUGCGAGUGCCGCUCUUGCCACGAAUCUUUUUUGCCGUUCCAGGAUCCCCAAAGUUUGUCAGUUUCUUGGCUAAUCGAAUGCCCAGGCGAUUUGCAAGAAAGUGUUCCGAUGUGACGUGUUCUCUCGACGGUGACUACGGUUCCAGUUGGAAUCGACUUUCCAAGGAUUGA